CUGCCAUGUAGAGCGUCUCUUCUCUCUCUACCUGUCCCAUCGUGACUAACCGUGUGUGUAUCGCAGCUACGGUGGGUGCUCCGUCUGCCAUGCAACCACUUCCAUCUAUCUGUCUCCUGUCUGGUGGUCACAUGGCAGUGGACACCACUACCAAACCCCCUCCCCUCCCCGGCACUAGUCCAAACUCACACGUGAUGAAUCAUCCUUCAAACACUACAAAAACGACCCACCCAUCCCCCACCUAUCUAUCUCGUGUCUCCCUCCCUUUCUGGUCCGCCCCCUUUUUACAUGUGCUGCCGGGUGUAGUGGGAGGUUGGCGGAUACAGGAAUCCCUGCGCGACCCCAGGUGUGUGGGGAGGUGCUGGGCCGAGUGUGUGUGGAGGCGGGAGGGGCCGCAUUGGCAGGGGAGGAUGAGGGAAUGGUGCAGAGUGGGGCGGCAUGUGGUGCGGUCCAUACAUGAAUGGGAACGGCGGAGGCGGGGGCAUCCCCGGCAGGAGGAAACGAACGCCAAUGAACUCUGAUGAACAGACACCAGGCAGAAAGAGAAACAGACAGCGGAGUGAACUAUGGACUAUGUUGAGGCGGUAGUUCACUCCGCUGUCACUGACUUACCGAGCAUCUUGACGCACAGGUGCCACUUGUAGGGGUUGCCGUGGAUGACGAUCGGACCCAUGGGGGACGGCAUGCACACGGGCUUCACCAUGGACUCAUACUGCGUCAUGAAAAACGCACAGACAUGCAUUGCAAUCAAUAUCCAGCCUUGUGUGUGCAUGUCAUGGAUGAGGCACACCCGCAGGAGCUCGGAGGUGAUGGUCAGCUUGACGGCGGGGUCCUUGAGCAUGUUCGCGAAUAAAGGAGGAAUGCGAAAGAUGAUCUCCAGGAAGGCAAAACGAGCCUGCUCAGGCCUGCACACAUUGAAUGCAUACAAAUGUCCACAGCCCAAAAUCUGUCUGUGCGUGGCCGUCCAUUCAUACGUAGGGUUGGCGCCCAGGCGUUUCAUCAUGGCCGGCCCCCACGCAUCUCUCCACCAGCGGUCGUUGGUCUGGGAACAAACUGACAGAGAGGGAGACACACGUGUGAUGUGUCGCGUCAGUUCGUGCCUCCUCCUGGCAUAAACACACGCGUGUGUAUCUCCUGCAAGCACCUGCAUGUACGCGUGUCGAACAUGCAGGGCCUCCUCGCGAUGGCCGGACAGCAGUAGGUUGACCGCCAAGAUGGCACCGAGUUGGCAGCCGCCGGGCAACUCGGGAAUCGACACGUAAGGCACUGUAUUGCACGCAUUGCACUCAUCACACACACAAACGCAAAAAAGCGUUUGGUAUAUACUUGUAUGUGUUCACCUCCUUGGAGUAAUUGGCACACUUUGGUGUAGUCCUGGUUGAAGAGGUACGGCAUCAUGAGCAUGGAAGCCUGAAAAACCUUGUGGAUGGGCUUGUAAUACUCACACUCCUCCGGGGGGCUGCUGGACAACACGCGAUCGAACCCUCCAGCACUGGCAGGCAACGGUGGGGAGCAGUCAGUGCCAGUCACAUAUUAUCUGUGUGGACCCUCCUUUCACUCACCUCACUACGAUGGCCUCCAGCAACGUGCAUGCCCCGGCAGUGUCUCCAGUGCCAAACCUUCACAGACAUGUGCACGUCAGACAAGCAUUCUUGCCCUACAUUCGCGUUCCUCACCUCUUGCCCAGGGCAUAGAGCUUCGAGAAGAUCGGCGGCGAGUAGUAGCGCAGGGCCAACUCCUAAACACAACCAGCGAGUGCUCCUGGUGUGUCGUGCCGUCAAAAUACUUACCCCUUCGUGCGGUGUCUGCGGUGGAGGAAAAGGGAAGGGGGGUGCCCCGGGAGGGCGGUGGCGCGCCCACUGCCUCUCCAUCUCAGUUAGCAUGAUGGAGUCACUGACGGCCUUGGCCAUCCACACAUGCGCCCGCACGCUUCCGUGCCGACGAAUCUGUACAGGCAGGCAAAAAGGAAUGAUAAGAAACUAGGUGCGACUGGGUGCCUCCCUUCCUCCCUCCGUUCCUGCCCACGUCUGUACCUGUCUGAGUAGCGAUGCGCCAUAUUCCCAGUCGGACGGCAGCGACUGGCUCCCGCGGAUGUGCAGCACCACAAAGGCCAACCCAAGACCUGACAGAGAAAGCGAUUCAGGAGCGCCAAGCGCUUUGGUAGUGUCCUUCUGUCUGUCCAUUUGUACGGAUUCUUCCGAGUAUCUGCUGUCCGUCGGGAGGCAGAUCCGCGCCCAUGGCAGAGAAGAGCCCGUCGAGACGCAGGACGACGUUGACCAGACCUGCAAGACGCAGAUCGAUCAAGAAGAGGGGCAUUGCAUGCGUUGACAUAACGAUGUUCUCUGCAGAGACAUAGAUACCCUCAAUGAAGUUGGCCCCAUCGAGCAUGUCCAGCACCAUGCCGUCCCACCCCUCCACUGCGGGCGCCGUGUCGGCCGUUGGGUCGCCCGCCAUCUGCCAGGGGGGAACCCAAAACAUUGGCAUGGGAGCGGCAUGGGACCUGAGACACCAGGAGAUAGUACCGAUGGAGGCUCAUCUAUAUUUCCUGCCCGUCUGAGUACAUGUAGGUGAAUUUGAGUCUCUUCAGCAGUGUUCUGGCGUUGUCGAAGUGGUUGAUGGCCGUGGCCACGGCGCACACCAGCUGGCGGGUGAGCUCCAGGACAUUGCCCACGGCAGGCACUACUGUCAUGAUGGUUGUCCACAUAGCCAGGAACGGGGCAUCCUCGGCAUCUGUGUUGGCACAUAAUUGCAAUACACACGUUUAGAGGCACGUGAAUGUGUGUGUGGCUGACCGGCAGCCGCGGUGGCAAGCUGCUCGAUUUCGUCUGGAAAGAUUUUGAGUAUCUGUUUGAGGACCUUCAUGAAGGCUUGGGCGAAGACUGUCUCCCCCAUGACCAUCGAACAGCACGCCAUCACCUGACCGACACCAACGAGACAUGACCACACGGCGUGCGGGGUGCUGAUACCUGUACGGCCUUCCUUUGUGUGUCGUCUGUGGGCUGGUCGUCAUCGUCACGAUACACCGACUUGGCAGCCUGGUACCACUGCACGUGUGACACGAAGGAAUGAGUCAUGGGGGUGUCCGGCUGUCCUGUCCUAUGUGUGUCUCUGCGUGUGCGACGCCUACCUCUUUUGCGGUUUUGUGUGCCUUCGAGUAGAGCUUCUUGGCCUUCUUCAUGUCAUCGUCGCUGGCCUUGGACACGCCGCUGCACCAUGGCACACAGAAGCCAUGACAGCGGAUGACAUAACGGCACGUGUGUGUCUUGUUUGUGCCCGUCCCUGUUUACCUGAUGAGGUAUGCCUCCGCGAGUAGGAAGGACGACACGGGGUCCUUGACGUCAUCGGGAUCCACAUCAGGCGACACCAGAGUAUCCCACACCAUCGACAGAGCUGAUACACGGAUACCCAACACAACACACACCAUCCAAAUGCAGCCAGCCUUUCUCCCCCCUCUCCCUGCCUGUCUUCUUUUCUUACGUACCUCGUCGCGCCUCGGCAUAGAUAUCCCAGUUGACGUAUAUGUCCUCCCACUUGACCUUGGUGCGCCCCAGCCACGGGAACAGCCGAGACACACUGUCUGCGGACACAUAGCAUCGCCACCCAUACAAAGAGAAACAGACAGACGUCUGCCGCGUCGCCUGCAGGGCUCUCACCGUCGUAUGGAAUGAUUUGGCUGUUCUCGGCCGUGAGCUGCGAGGGCACCGCCAAGACCAGCAUACCUGACAACGGACCAUACACACAGGCACCCCAAUGACCGAAGAGAUGUGCUAUCGAAUCGCUUUUUCUCACCGUCAGGUGUGACGGGAGUCGCCUGUGCUGCAGACGAUGAGAACGAACCCGAGUUGCCGCCGACGACGGGAGGUCCCAGCAGGACGGCUCCCUGCUGCUGCGAUGAGGAGGCUACGGGGAACUGAUAGGGCGUUGCACUGGCCAUCGGCACUCCUGAAUCGAUAUCCAUGCCAUCAAUAUGCAAGAAUGCACCGGGGAGAAUGGAAUGGCAUGUCAUUGAAUACCUGGAUUGGACGGGACGGGAAGGAGCGGCGGUGGCAGAUAGGGCGGGAACGGACCUGAUGACGUCACGGCCACAUGCAGAGUGACCUGAUGGCUCAUUGCUGCCGUCAUUCACCUGUGAAGGGCACACCGGGCGGCCGCGGCCCAGUGGGACCUUCAGGACAACAGAGGAGAGGGUUGUGAUGUGAGAGCAAUGAUGUUCUGCUGAUGUCAUUACCUCCUCCAAGCCCAGACAUUCUGAUGUGAUGAUGUCCUCGUU
Molecule: messenger RNA, 4270 nt
Organism: Vitrella brassicaformis
Lineage: Eukaryota; Vitrellaceae
Source: the annotation of a GenBank genome assembly